GAUCGUAGUCACGAGGUGCUCCCAGCGGCCUUCUGUGACUACUGGGCUGCGCGCCAGCUCCCGCCGUCGGCGCCAUGGAUCCCGCUAGUCCUCAGGUGGUCGUGGUGGGCUCCUGCAUGACCGACCUUGUCAGCAUAACCCCUCGUCUGCCCAGAGCUGGAGAGACCAUUCACGGGAGCAAGUUUUUCAUCGGCUUCGGGGGCAAAGGAGCAAAUCAGUGUAUACAAGCGUCUCGACUCGGGGCUCGCACGGCCAUGGUCUGCAAGGUCGGAGACGACUCUUUCGGGAACAAUUACAUUGAAAACUUCAGAAAGAACGACGUCUGCACAGACUUUGUGUUUCAGACCGGAGCAGCCGCCACCGGAGCCGCCUCUAUCAUCGUGAACGCCGAAGGGCAGAACGCCAUUGUCAUUGUUGCUGGGGCAAACCUGCUACUCCGUUCAGAAGAUCUUAGAGAAGCCUCGGCCGCUAUCUGUGGAGCCCGGGUGAUGGUGUGCCAGCUGGAGAUCAGCCCCGACGUCUCGCUCCAGGCCUUGAAAAUGGCGCACAAGAGCGGCGUGAGGACGAUCUUUAACCCGGCUCCGGCCGUGGCUGAUCUAGACCCGGCCUUCUACACGCACUCUGACAUCUUCUGCUGCAAUGAGAGUGAGGCUGAGAUAUUAACAGGGGUCCAGGUGAAGAGCCCCUCGGAUGCAGGAGCCGCAGGUUCACAGCUUUUGGCUAGAGGUUGUCAUCUCGUGUUAGUUACCCUAGGAGGAGAGGGAUGUGUGAUCGUAUCCAAGGAAGACCCGAAACCGAAGCACAUCGCUACACAGAAAGUGAAAGCAGUGGACACCACGGGCGCCGGGGACAGCUUUAUCGGGGCGCUGGCGUUCUUCCUAGCGCACUGUCCUCAGCUCAGCAUGGAAGAAAUGGUGAAGAGGUCAAAUCACAUCGCGUCAGUGAGCGUCCAGGCCGCGGGGACGCAGACAUCCUAUCCCUAUCGGAAGGACCUUCCUCAGGAUAUCUUCUCAUGACCAGAUGUAAGGAAGUCAUAAAACCCACCUCUGCCACCGGGCACAGAGACGGCCCGGGCGGGUUACCCCUGACACAGGGAAGACCCUCCAUGUUAUGAUUUGUUUUUCUAAUGCCUGAAUAAAACCGUGCUGAGAAGUGA
Messenger RNA from Bufo bufo (common toad), 1156 nucleotides. It is a transcript of the gene RBKS, whose product is annotated as ribokinase. The transcript has 9 exons. The record is from RefSeq and is a predicted model, not a curated record. The coding region runs from base 75 to 1016 and encodes 313 amino acids. Lineage: Eukaryota; Metazoa; Chordata; Amphibia; Anura; Bufonidae. Gene Ontology annotation, molecular function: ribokinase activity. Gene Ontology annotation, biological process: D-ribose metabolic process.